Messenger RNA from Bursaphelenchus okinawaensis, 1408 nucleotides. The record is from the annotation of a GenBank genome assembly. NCBI's taxonomy places the organism in Eukaryota, Metazoa, Nematoda, Chromadorea, Rhabditida, Aphelenchoididae.
AUGGCAUGCAGAUCACUGUUGGAAGGUUUUAAAGUUUUGCCGAAUGAACUGGCUUUGAACUUUUUCAGCCAGGAUAUUGAGCUGGAAAACCUGAAUUUGAAAGGUUUGUUGGCAGACUUAUAUGAAUAUUUGUGUUUUAAGAUUGUUUUUAUAGAUUUUAUUAUUAUAUUAACGUGUUUUUGACGUUAUUUUUUAGUAAAAUUUACGGAAAAUGGCAAAGAAAGAUGUUAUCAAUGUUUCUUCGAAAGAAAGCUAUUAUUAUUAUAUUUUUGGUCAGACAUCGAUAGUUUUUUUGACGUUUGAGGUUAAUUCAAAUAUUUUUUGGAUAGAUAUAACAAUAUUCAUAUAUAUUUAAUUUUAAUUUCAGCUGUUUCAACUAAGAUUUCUUAUUUUAGACAUUUUGGAUCUAUGGCUGGUGAUAGAAGACAACGAUGAAACAGUCAAAAUAAUCAAAAACAGUUCUGCUGAACUUGUUGGUUGUGAGAUUACUGCGAUCGCUCGCUCAAAGAUACCAAUACAAGAACUCAAAAGCUCUGACGGAAUUGGUCACAAACGGUGUAUAUUGUAAGUUAUUUCUCUUUUUGUUUGGUUUUUAGGCAACAAAUGUUUACUUGAAGUUUUAAUAUGGUAUUUGUUAGAGGAUUAAAUGGUUUAUGGUUCUAACCUGGAGAAGAUAAUAAUUAUUGUGAAGUCUUAUGUUAGAAAGGUUUUUUUAAUAUUGUGUAAUUUAGGUAGUAAUCUUUUAAAUAUUUGUAUUUUAAAGCCAAGCGUUAAAAAAAGUUUAUUUUUAGAUCUUUCAAACAUGGUGACGUGCCCUUCAGAAACAUGGCAUUUAGAAGUCAUGAUAAGAGGAAGUGUCACGAGUUUGUGGUCGCGAAUGGCUAUAAAGAAAGAUAUGGCAUCUACGUAAAACAAGAUGUUGGUGAGUUUGGUGAAGUCAGAGACAUUAUGAGUAAUGUUACACAGCCGAUAUUUGCAAGUUUGAAGGGGAUUAACUCUAGAAUGGCAAACAUGAAGCGAGUUGUUGAUGAUCUACAUGAUGUAAGCUAAGAGUUUUGUUAUUUUAUGAAGUUUAGGUAAUAUUUUUACGAUUGUUUGGUAAUUAUUUUGUAUUUUCUGCUUUUUUAGGCUUUUAGGUAACAUUUAAAUAUUUUUAAAUUUUUAGACGAUAUCUCUUGUUGUUUUGAAAGCGUAGAUAUUAGUUGUUUCGUUUAAUAAUUUUAAAUUUCAGAUGAACGUGGAAACUUUUUGGACGGGUAUUCACGACCAACAGGCUUCUCCAGUUAAAGAUAAGGUUGAAAAAGCCGAUGUAGAUAAAGCCGAGGCUGCAGAAGGCGAAACUCCGAAGUCGAAAAAGAAAAAGAAGAAAAAGGCCAAGAAGGUUGACGACUAUGAUCUCGAUUUAUGA